Molecule: messenger RNA, 882 nt
Organism: Lachancea meyersii CBS 8951
Lineage: Eukaryota; Fungi; Ascomycota; Saccharomycetes; Saccharomycetales; Saccharomycetaceae
Source: the annotation of a GenBank genome assembly
AUGGCCAGAAAGACCAAAUUGGACCGCCAACAGCUCCAGCACUUUGUUCAUUUAUCCAAGCGUAAAUACAGGAAACAACGGAGUGCUUUGAAGAGCCUGUUCAAAGACGAUGCCUACCGAAUCGAACCAGAUGUCAAGGUGACAGAUAGAUCCAUAUUCAAGUACUGGAAAACCAGGCAUCGACUAUUCUCACGCAUGCAAACCAAGGACCUGUAUAUGACAAGAGAGCUAUGGUUUAGCGUUACUCCCGAAAGCCUGGCCAAGUUUGCUGCAAGGUUCAUCAAAAGUUGUCUACCAGACGCACAGGUUGUUCUGGACGUUUACUGCGGCGGUGGAGGCAAUACCAUCCAGUUUGCACAAUAUUUCCAGAAAGUUUACGGCGUGGAUAGCUCUCUAGAGCAUCUGUACUGCACAUACCGCAACGCUCAGGCGUAUAACGUGGAAGAUCGAAUUUGGUUGAAGUACGGGGACUGGCCCACGAUGAGCCGGAAAGGACGCUUUGAAAAACUGCAAAUCGACUGUGUAUUCUCGUCUCCACCCUGGGGUGGACCGCAGUAUCUGAAUAGCGAGUUGUACGAUCUGGAAAACGCAUUGCAACCUCGAGGCCUCCGAGAGACGCUGCAAGGGCUUUUGCGAGUCAGUGAAAACGUCGUCAUGUUCCUGCCGCGCAACUCGGACUUGGGACAAGUGUCACAAGUGACUCGAGAGCUUCUGGGAAACGAAGCCCUUUGCAAAGUCAUCUACGUCAAGGACAACGGAUAUCUGAAAGGGAUUAUGUGCUUCUGGGGCGAAAAGUUCUACAACUACUCUAGCCCGACGACCACAGAAGGUCCUGCCACCGAAAAUGUGUCGCCGUCUGUGGACUAUGCGAUCGAUGGCUAA